AUGGCUGCAAAACUGAUCGAUCGGCAAUUCCAUAAUGUGCCCGGGAAACUUCGCGUGGCUGAGCUAUUUUUCGAUGUCCCUAUCGAUUACAACAAGCCCAACGAGGGCACUCUGAGGCUCUUCGCUCGAAGUGUCUCUCGCCUAAAUAAGCCAGUCCAGCCCACCAAAGACGAUUCUAAAUUACCCUGGCUAGUCUAUCUCCAGGGAGGACCGGGUUUUGGAUGCGGUGCCCCGCAAAAUUACGGCAUGGUUGAGCCGGCUCUCAAUAGGGGGUACCAGGUUCUCUUUCUAGACCAACGUGGUACUGGCCUGAGCUCAACGAUCACGGCCGGGACUCUAGCUCGCCAAGGAGAUGCUGUCAGACAGGCCGAGUACCUGAAGAAUUUUCGCGCAGACAAUAUUGUUCGUGACUGUGAAGCUAUCCGAAAAUGCUUGACCCAAGACUAUCCAGAGGACCAGCGCAAAUGGAGUAUUAUCGGUCAAAGCUUUGGUGGCUUCUGUGCGGUCACGUAUCUGUCGAAAUUCCCUGAGGGACUCAAUGAGGCAUUCAUCUGCGGUGGCCUGCCAGGCCUUGUUAGUGACCCGGACCCAGUUUAUUCGCAGACCUUUGGCAAGUAUAGAAUAGAGAAACUGGAAGAAAGAAACAAAGCCUAUUAUGCCAAGUUUCCUGAGGAUGCAGAGCGAGUCAAGAACAUCAUCAAAUACCUUGAUGAUAACAGAGUCGCUCUGCCUUCUGGAUGGCUGACGACCUCUCGGUUCCUAGAAUUGGGCAUUAUGCUUGGAUUUCAUGGCGGUAUUGAUUCUUUACACGAAAUCGUUUUACGAGCUUGGAAUGAUCUGCGCAUCCUCGGAUCUCUCACUGUUCCUACUCUUGCUAUCAUUGACAGCAACGGCGGCAUGGACAAGAAUGUCAUUUACGCCGUCCUGCAUGAGGCGAUCUACUGCCAAGGAAAAGCAUCCCGGUGGUCUGCACAGAGGCGUCGUGCUGCAAGUCCUCGCUUCCAGGUUACAGAGUCGCAGUCAGAGAUUUAUUUCACCGGAGAGAUGGUCCUGAGAGAUAUGUUUGAGUCAUAUCACGAGCUCAAUCAUAUCCAUGAGGUAGCAGAAAUCUUGGCCACGACCAAAGACUGGCCUGCCUUGUAUGACGAGGCGCAGCUGGCUAAGAAUGAAGUGCCGGUCUACGCUGCCACCUAUGUGGACGAUAUGUAUGUCCCUUUCGAUCUAGCCACCAAAACCGCUGCCAAGAUCAAAGGUAUCAAGCAAUUCAUAACCAACACCAUGUAUCACGAUGGACUCCGCAGCAAAUCUGGAGAGAUUAUGCGCCAGCUCUUCAAUCUACGGGACGACUCUAUCGACUAA
Penicillium macrosclerotiorum is the source of this 1359-nucleotide messenger RNA. Its product is annotated as proline iminopeptidase. Gene Ontology annotation, molecular function: peptidase activity. Lineage: Eukaryota; Fungi; Ascomycota; Eurotiomycetes; Eurotiales; Aspergillaceae. Bases 1 to 1359 code for a protein of 452 amino acids. The record is from RefSeq and is a predicted model, not a curated record. The transcript has 9 exons. Gene Ontology annotation, biological process: proteolysis.